UUGGUAACGAUUUAACGCCCGCGCGAUGCCGAGAGUGGCCGCAAAGAAGGAGGCCGUCAGCAAGGACGAGCGGUUGAAGCGCAAAAAUCCGCACCCGGUGCGUAACUUUUUUCAGCGUCUCAACGAUACGCAGCAAAAGUGCGGCUUCUGUGGUUGGGUGACGCGCGAAAAUGCGACCCGCAUGGAGCGCCACAUCGCGUACAGUUGCCCGUCGGCCCACGAAAUGGUGCGCGGGAUGAUGCUAAACAUGAAGGAGCUAGCGAUCGAGCGGGAACGCAACUCGUCGCUGACCGAGCACAACAAAAAGGACGUGCACUGUUAUUUUGCGACGGUCGAGAACGACCGGAAGCGCCAGUGCAUAUUCUGCGAGUGGCGAACGACACCGAAUCUGACCCGGAUGCGCAAACACAUCGCCAUCGUUUGCACAAUGGUGCCGGCCGAGAUUCGGGCCCUGUUCUUCAAGGGCGAAGGCGAGGGCGAGGACGAUGAGGAUUGCGACUCGUCAACCUACCGCAUCGUGGAUGUGUUGGAGGACGGCGAGCGGAAAGAUUUCGAAAUCGUCAGCAGCGCCCAGCUGCAGGAGUACGAGUCAAUCGAGCUGGGGAGUGAAGUGCAGCUUGCGUCCGAUCCGGCGGACGACGGUAGCGAGUACUACCAGCUGGAUGUCGUUGACUACCGCGAGCACGCGGAAGAAACCACUCCGCAGGAGGAGGCAAUCCAGGCCAAAGAGAAGACCUCGCGCAAACCGAAACUUGAACGUAACGAACCGGACGACGGGAACGAAGACGAGGACGUCCUCGAGGAGCACACUCGUGGUGACGGUGGCGAUGAUGGCAUGGGAAGCGAUGAUAAUAAUCUAGAGUAUCUGGAGCCACAGGAACAAUACUGCUUCGGUUGCCAUCAGACACUGGGCGUCGGCGAUCCUACGCUGACGCGAUCCGGGAAGGUAUUCUGCUCGUCCGCCUGCAGUCAUCAGGAGCGUGGCGGCAACAAACGAGCCGCUGACAAAUCCGUAACGGGUCCGAAGAGGCCCGUCAAAGCGGCGAGGAGCUCCACUCCGCAGAUUGCAAAGCGCAUUGUAGUAAUGAACCGAGCGGACCGCAAACCGGCGACUACGGCGACGGCAGUCGGUCAGCCACAGCCAAUUAACACACUGAAUCCAUCGUUGGCCAUCGGUCAGCUGGGUCGUCCACGCACCGCCGUUAUCAAAAUGGAACGCGCUCAGGAGCCGGGACCAGCAAAGAAACGUCCCCUGGUUCUCACGACGACGAAGCCCGCAACCCGCAGCACAGUUUCGCAAGACACCGCAGUGGAGGAACUGACGGAAAACGAAACGCAGGAGACUACGGUUGUGCACCGCAAGAAUCACUCGGGAGUCUCGAAGCAGAAGCUCCCCGUAGUAACGCGUGUUGACAAAAUCGAAGAAAUGCAGUCUGACAAAUUGGCCCUGUUUUUGCGGGGCACCUGUUGUUGCUUAGUGCUAACCCUGUUCACCAUCAUCAUCCAGCAGACCGAGGUAGUGGCGAGUGGCGACGAAGGAUCAUGUCACUCGUUCGGCGGUGGCCAUGUCUACCCGCAGGAAGCACCACAAACCAUCGACCACAAACUGCAGUACACGAAGGCGGUCAUUUCACGGCCCGCACCGGAGUUCGAGGCCACCGCGGUGGUGGAUGGUGCGUUCAAGAAGCUUAAACUUUCCGACUACCGCGGGAAGUAUCUGGUGUUCUUCUUCUAUCCGCUCGACUUUACCUUCGUGUGUCCGACGGAAAUCCUGGCCUUUUCCGAUCGCGUGGACGAGUUCCGGAAGCUCAACACGGAGGUGAUCGCGGCCAGCAUCGAUUCUCACUUCACUCACCUGGCGUGGAUCAACACACCGCGCAAGGAGGGCGGCUUGGGGAAGAUCAACAUUCCCCUGGUCAGCGACAUCACGCACAGCAUUGCAAAGGAUUAUGGCGUAUUUCUGGACGAUCUGGGCCACACGCUGAGAGGACUGUUCAUCAUCGACAACCGUGGCAUUCUGCGACAAAUCACUAUGAACGAUCUUCCGGUGGGCCGCUCGGUGGAUGAGACACUGCGAUUAGUACAAGCAUUCCAGUACACGGACAAGCACGGAGAAGUUUGUCCCGCUGGCUGGAAGCCCGGACAGGAUACGAUUGUACCCAAUCCGGAAGCCAAGAUUCGAUAUUUCCAGAAGAACAACUAAAACGGACGGAGCAGAGCAAUGUGUGAAAGAGAUCACUUCUUUUUAUGUUGGGAAUUUUUCUGGGCCAACUAAUUAACGAAAUAUAUGAUUUUGCAUAUAGU
Anopheles cruzii is the source of this 2304-nucleotide messenger RNA. RefSeq lists its product as uncharacterized. Gene Ontology annotation, cellular component: endoplasmic reticulum; cytosol. Gene Ontology annotation, biological process: cellular response to stress; cell redox homeostasis; response to oxidative stress. The record is from RefSeq and is a predicted model, not a curated record. Bases 26 to 2203 code for a protein of 725 amino acids. NCBI's taxonomy places the organism in Eukaryota, Metazoa, Arthropoda, Insecta, Diptera, Culicidae. The transcript is spliced from 4 exons. Gene Ontology annotation, molecular function: thioredoxin peroxidase activity.